GCGAGAGGCGGAAGGGGCUCGAGUCUUAUAAGAGCCAAGAUCAAAACUUGAAAGAUCAGAAGACAGAGAGAACUUUGCUAAUACGAAAAGCCACAACUGCUCUGUGAGGACGACUCUCUUGAUUUCUGCUCUUCUACUCGAGCAAGCAGGGAGAUUAUUUGUGUGUGUGACUUAGCGUGUGUACGUUUCUGCUGAGAAAUACAAAACUCAACAAGGACAAAGCCAGAGGAUGAGAUUCAGCCUGGUGUUUGCCGCUCUCCUCUGCUUCACCACAUGGAUGAGCACCGUCCGUGCAACCAAUGGACCGGUCGCCAGCUGUUGUCUCCAGUGGUCAAAUACUCUUCAAAGAGUUCCACUUGAAAAUAUUGUGAAUUACACCCUUCAGACUGUCGGCCUCUGUCCAAUCAAAGCUGUAGUCUUUGAGACGAAGCGUGGAAAGAGGAUUUGCUCCGAUCCUGACAGUGCCCGGGCCAAAAAAGUCAUUCUGAAAGUGGACAAGAAGAAAGAAACAAAAGAAUCACAAGAUAAGCCACAGACUGAAGCGAGGUCAGCAAGCACCAUCGCACCAGCAGUGUCCAGUACAUCAAAACACUUGUUUGAGGCAAAGAAUGGAACCAGUGUUUACUCCGACCCUGACAAUGAAUCAGCAACAAAGGCCAUGCAGGAGGUGGACAAGGAGGAAGAGAAAACAGCAUUGCAAGAUAAGCCACAGACUGAAUCGAAGUCAGCAAGCACCAUCGCACCAGCAGUGUCCAGUACAUCAGAAAACUUGUUUGAGGCAAAGAAUGGAACCAGUGUUUACUCCGACCCUGACAAUGAAGGGGCAACAAAAGCCAUGCAGGAGGUGGACAAGGAGGAAGAGAAAACAGCAUUGCAAGAUAAGCCACAGACUGAAGCAAGGUCAGCAAGCACCAUCGCACCAGCAGUGUCCAGUACAUCAAAACACUUGUUUGAGGCAAAGAAUGGAACCAGUGUUUACUCCGACCCUGACAAUGAAGGGGCAACAAAAGCCAUGCAGGAGGUGGACAAGGAGGAAGAGAAAACAGCAUUGCAAGAUAAGCCACAGACUGAAGCAAGGUUUGAGGCAAAGAAUGGAACCAGUGUUUGCUCCGACCCUGACAAUGAAGGGGCAACAAAGGCCAUGCAGGAGGUGGACAAGGAGGAAGAGAAAACAGCAUUGCAAGAUAAGCCACAGACUGAAUCGAAGUCAGCAAGCACCAUCGUACCAGCAGUGUCCAGUACAUCAAAAAACGCACCACAGAGCACACGCAGCUAUAGAAGGAGACGCCAGAGGAAGAGGUCCAAGGGACUGAGGAACUGGCAGAGAAGACUUGCGUGAGGAAGUGUAAGACAAGUUACCACAGUCAGCAAACUUUACUCUUUCUAAUUGGACCUGUCCUGCUGUUUUGGAUCAAUAGUAAACAAACCUGAAACCAAAAAACAAGCUUUUCUAGAUGUAUCUGUGAUUAAAUUAAAGUGCAAUAUAUAUUUUAAUGUCUGUUGAUCACACCUUGUUGUCAUAAACUUUUGUAUGUCAGUCAAAGGAACAUACACUUUGACCUUUUCCUGUCAGUUGUCAAUAAAGAUUUUGUUUUGGGCAAA
This is a messenger RNA of Epinephelus fuscoguttatus (brown-marbled grouper), 1602 nucleotides long. RefSeq names its product mediator of RNA polymerase II transcription subunit 12-like. The record is from RefSeq and is a predicted model, not a curated record. Lineage: Eukaryota; Metazoa; Chordata; Actinopteri; Perciformes; Serranidae. Gene Ontology annotation, biological process: cellular response to type II interferon; G protein-coupled receptor signaling pathway; cellular response to tumor necrosis factor. Gene Ontology annotation, cellular component: extracellular region. Bases 230 to 1339 code for a protein of 369 amino acids. Gene Ontology annotation, molecular function: CCR chemokine receptor binding; chemokine activity. The transcript is spliced from 7 exons.